AUGCUGCCUCCACCGAUUGACCCCACCACCCUCAACCAAAUCGCGGCCCUGUGGAUGUGGAACCGACACCAGCAAGCCCUCGAUCAGCAAAUCUAUGUCCGAGCCGACCGCACGGCGUUUGUCCGCCCCGAGCGCUGGGAGCCUUGGAACGACGACCGGCUUCCUCUCGUGCGGUUCAUUGAGUAUUUCCGAAUGUCGAGGGCCGAUUUUGCAUGGCUAAGUGAUGAGCUGCGCGAGACAUUGCAACAGGAUCCCCUCCGCCGGGGUGCUCCAUUAUCCGUUGAGGCUCAGGUGGCGGUGGGGCUCUAUCGUUUAGGCCAUGGCGCAACUUACGUGAUGAUUUCACACGUUUUCAAUAUUGGGAAGGAAACGGCAGACAAAGCGACCGGUCACUUUGUCCAAGCGGUUCUCAAGGUCCUGAGGCUGCAGACAAUCAGCUUUCCGGGGUUAGAUGCACACGACAAAUGGGACGAGAUCAUCGAGUUGUUUGAAUGGCGACAUGGCAUUCCGGACAUCGUAGGGGCUAUCGAUGGGACUCACAUCCCGUUGGCCAUUCCACCUUCGGAUGAGUGGAAGGGUUACAUUAAUCGGAAGAACUGGGCUUCCUUGGUGUUCCAGUGCGUGGUCAAUGGUGAUGGCAACUUCCGUGAUGUAUGUGAUCCACCUCUUCACAACUCCUACAUACAAUCCACCUCUUCACAACUCCUACAUGCACUGAUGUCUGACGAACGGGUCUGGACGGUGGGGCAGGUAUUUGGCGGCGGCGCGGGCUCCAUUCAUGAUACCCGGGUGUUCCGCCGGUCCGAUCUCGGGAUUAGUUUGAACAAUGCAUUGGGCCGAGAAAUGAGGAUCCCACCGGGGACGCAUCUCAUUGGCGAUGCGGGCUACCCUUCGGAUGUAAAUGUGCUCGUCCCAUACCCUUCGGUGGUGGCACCUGAAAACGUGCACUUCAACCACAUUCAAUCGGCCACAAGGAUCAUUGUAGAACAGACAUUCGGUCGACUGAAAAACCGGUUCCGCAUCCUUCUCACCGCUCAAAAGGCUAACCCGGUGCGCGCGAGAAACACAGCGUUUGUUUGCAUGAUUCUACACAACCUACUCAACAAACGCGGCACACUAUACUUGCAAGGUUGGGACGAACGAUCACGACACGAGUUACGCUUCGGAGAACUGCCCAGGCUCAAUGAACAUGAUCAGACCCCCCCACCGCCUGGGGAAUCAAUGUGGACCAGGAGGGAUAGGAUCAGGGACAUGUAUAGGCGCUAG
Molecule: messenger RNA, 1266 nt
Organism: Puccinia graminis f. sp. tritici CRL 75-36-700-3
Lineage: Eukaryota; Fungi; Basidiomycota; Pucciniomycetes; Pucciniales; Pucciniaceae
Exons: 2
Coding region: 1-1266 (421 amino acids)
Source: RefSeq, a predicted model, not a curated record